GUUGUAAAUUAAAAUAUUGAUCUUGUAAAAAAAAGGGAGAAAAUAUUUUUCAAAAAAAGGUGGAAUACCUUUCAUAUGGAAUUUUUGUAGGAAUUACCCAUGUUUACUUUGAAGCUGUUAUUCAAAUAAGAGUGAAAAUAACCUCUGAUAAAUAUUUUAUCGCAAAAUAUUAAGAGAUUCUUUUAUAUAUACUUUAGUAUAUUCUAUAUACGAGGGAUUAAAUGUAAAUUGUGUCUUGUGAAGUAAUCAUGGAGCAUUUUAUUAUUGUGCUGCUAACAUUUAUUGUUAUAAAUUUUAGUGAUGCUUCUUUAAAACCAUCUACUCCGGAUUCAAUUUGUAAAGGAGUGUACAGUGCAAAGAAAUACAAAUGGAAUCAUAAUUUUGAUUUUUUAUUGACUACUGAACGUUUGCUUCGAAAAAAUUUGCAAUAUGAAAUAGUUUGGCAUUCAUUUGAAAAAUGUUGUCCAGGAUAUAAUGAAAAUAAUUCAGUGUGUCAACCAAUGUGUUUAAAACCAUGUGAAAAUGGUGAAUGCUAUAAACCAAAUGAAUGCCGUUGUCAUUUGGGUUAUACGAAAAAUAAUAUUUCCGAAAGUGAAAAUAUUUGUUAUCCAAAUUGCAAGAAUGAUUGUUUAAAUGGAAAAUGUGUAAAACCUGACAUUUGUCAAUGCGAUAGAGGCUAUAAACUUAAAGCUGAUAAUAUUACAUGUGAACCACAUUGUAAUAUUUUGUGUCCAAAAAAUUCAUAUUGCAUUGAUUCAGAUAAAUGUAAAUGCUAUCCAUCGUAUGAUAUGACAAAAGAUGAGAAUGGAACAUUGUUUUGUUCACCAAUUUGUGGACAAAAGUGUAUCAAUAGUGAUUGUAUUGCUCCCGAUGUUUGUCAAUGUAAAGAUGGAUAUUUUAAAGAUGAAGAUGAUACUUUUGUAUGCUAUCCAAAAUGUAAUAAUUUAUGUCUUAAUGGCUAUUGUUCUAAACCAAAUGUUUGUGCCUGUUAUGAUGGUGAUAAAUUAUCUGAUGAUGGUUAUACAUGUCAGCCUGUUUGUAAUGAAACUUGUAUUAAUGGCAAUUGCACUGCUCCAAAUAAAUGCACUUGCAAUGAGGGCUACAAGAAAACAAAUUUAACAAAUGUUUGUGAACCGAUUUGUGAAAAAAAUUGCAUAAAUGGUCAUUGCAAUGGUACUGAUAUUUGCAUUUGCAAUAAAGGUUAUCUGAUGAGUAACAAUUCAAAAUGUGAACCUGUUUGUACUGAAAAAUGCAUCAAUGCUACGUGCACAGCACCAGAAACUUGUACUUGUAAAGAAGGUUUUAGAAAACAUGAUUUUAUGGACCAUUAUUGUAAACCAAAGUGUAUAACAUCUUGUAAAAAUGGUUAUUGUAGAGAAGAUCAGCAUCAUUGCAUUUGUAAUGAAGGUUAUGAUAUUCAUAAGAAUGGUGAAUGUGAAUUAAUUUCUUGCUCCCCAGAAUGUAAAAAUGGGAAUUGCGUAUCUCAUGACUAUUGUUCCUGCUCUUAUGGAUGGACCGGAAGAAGCUGCGGAGUACCUCAUAAGUGUGCUGCAAUUUUUGAUGAUAAAUUUGAUAGUUUUAAUGGUACUGUAAACAAUGAAACAAGAAUAGAACCAAAAUGGAAAGGUCCAAUAUGCAACAAAAAUUGUUUAAAUUUCAAUACCACUGAUAAGCACUGUCUGCCAUUUCAAUUUGAUAACACAAUAAGAAUGUUAUGUCUUCUCGAUUUAGAUGUAGAAUGCAAUAUUAACUCAUUAGAAGCCAGUGGAAAAAAUACUAGCUCAAUUGUAUGGUCCACAAGCAAAUACGUAAUUUACGUUAUAAUUGGAUCAAUGAUAUUAAUUUUUAUGUUUUUAAUUAUUCGACGACUUAAAGGACAACAAGGAUCAAAAAAAAUCAUGAAAGAUUUUAUUAUUAUUUUUGUGUUUAUUAAAAUUUUUAUUAUAAAUCUAAGUAAUGCUUCAUUAACUCGAACUACUUGGGAAUCUGUUUGUAAUUCGGAGUACAGCACCAGGGAAUAUAAAAUGGUUCCUUACGAGGAAACGUAUAAGCAAAAAGUAUUUGGUGUUUUCUACAAAAUAAAAACGCGAAUUAAUUAUCGAAAAGAGUAUCACAUUGUUUGGCAUACAUAUGAAAAAUGUUGUCCAGGUUAUUUUGAAUAUGAUUCAGUGUGUCAACCAGUGUGUCAAAAAUCAUGUGAAAAUGGUGAAUGCCAUAAACCAAAUGAAUGCCGCUGUAAUUUAGGCUAUAGAAAAGAGGAUUUUGUCGAUAAUAUUUGUGUUCCAAUUUGUCAAAACGAUUGUAUUCAUGGAACAUGUACAAAACCUGAUAUUUGCACAUGUGAUUCUGGCUAUAGUUUAGAAUCCGAUGGUUUUACAUGUGUACCAAUUUGCGAAACAUCCUGUCCAGAAAAUUCAUCAUGUCUUGAUCCCAAUCGUUGUGAAUGUGAUCUUUCAUAUCAUGAAAAAUUCCAUGAGAAUGGAACAAAGUUUUGUGCACCAAAUUGUGGCCAAGAAUGUGUCAAUGGUUUUUGUUUUGAGCCGGAUGUUUGUAAUUGUUACGUAGGAUAUUUUAAGGAACAAAAAAAUUCUUUUAUUUGUAAUCCAAAAUGUAAUAAUCCUUGUUCUUAUGGAAUUUGUACUUUCCCGGAUGUUUGUACCUGUUUUGAAGGACAUAAAUUACUUGAUGAUGGUUUCACGUGUCAGCCAAUUUGCAAAAAUGCCUGUAUCAAUGGUAAUUGUAUUGCACCGAAUAUGUGCACAUGUUUUGAUGGAUAUGGUUUUACGAAUGAUUCUGAUUCAAUUUGCAAACCAAUUUGCCGUUCGACGUGCGAAAAUGGUCAAUGUAUUGCACCUGAAACAUGCAAGUGUAACGAUGGAUAUAAAAUGGACAAUUAUUCAAAUUGUGAGCCAGUUUGUUCUGAUGGUUGUCACUUUGGUACAUGUACAACGCCGAAUAAUUGCACAUGCUUUAAGGGCUAUAAGAAAAUAAAUGAAUCAGUCUGUGAACCAAUUUGUGAUAAAAAUUGCGAUAAUGGUCGUUGUAGUGCACCAGACAUUUGUAUUUGCAAUGAGGGUUAUCGAAUGAGUAACAAGUCAAUGUGCGAACCGGUUUGCACUAAUUCUUGCAUCAAUGGGAAAUGUUCAGCGCCAGAAAAUUGUACUUGCAAUGAAGGUUUUCAAAAAAGUCAAACUUUAGCCAAUUUUUGUGAAUCAUUGUGUAAAACAAAUUGUGAAAAUGGUCAUUGUACUGGAUUAAAUUUUUGUACAUGCAAUGAUGGCUAUAAAAGAAACGAGGAAUUAAAUACUUGUGAACCAUUUUGCAAGAAAAUUUGCGAAAAUGGUUAUUGUAGUAGUCCUGAAAUUUGUACUUGCAAUGAAGGUUAUCAAAAAAGCAACGAAUCGAAAUGUGAGCCUGUAUGCUCAGAAGGUUGCAAAUAUGGGGAAUGCACAUCACCUGAGAAAUGUACAUGUUUAGAUGGUUACAAAAAAAUGGAAAAUUCCACAAAUUGUGAACCAAUUUGUGACAAUUCUUGUGAAAAUGGUCACUGUACAUCGCCGGGAAAUUGUACAUGUAAUGAGGAUUAUGAAAAAGAUAAAAACAAUAAUUGUAUUGUUAAAUGUAAAUGCACUCAUGGUACUUGUCGAGAAGAUAAUGGAUUAUGCAUAUGUGAAGAUGGUUACAAAUUAUCAUUUGAAAAUUCGACUAUCUGCAUUCCUAUUUGUUAUAAUGCUUGUAUAAAUGGUGAAUGUAUUGCGCCACAAGAAUGUAAAUGUCAUGACAACUACAUUAUAAAUAAUGAUUCAAAUAACAAUAGUACAUGUGUCAGUAUAUGUGGCGUGGAAUGUAUUCAUGGAUUAUGUAUACCAGAGCAAAAAGCAUGUGAUUGCUAUUAUGGUUGGACAGGAAGAAGUUGCGAAGUGCCUAGUAAAUGUGCUGCUAUUUUUGAAGAUGCACUUUCUGGCGAAAUGUCUGAUAGUUUUAAUGGUAGUAUGGGAAAUGUUACUAAAAUAGAAACACAAUGGAAAGGUCCAAUAUGCAAUAAAAAUUGUUUACAUGUCGAUGCCAAUCAAACAGAAUGUUUUAAUCAGUCAUUGAUGUUUGAUAACACAACAACAAUGUUAUGUUUUCUCAAUAUAGAUCUGGACUGCAAUGCCCUUUCAUUAGAAGACAAUGGAAUAAAAAGUGGUUCAAUUGUAUGGUCAAAGAUUCAAUAUGGACUUUAUGUCUUAAUUGGAUCUAUAAUUUUAAUUGUUAUGUUUUUAUUCAUUCGACGAUACAAACAACAACAACAACAAGAAUCAAUAGUUGUAUGUCGAUCAAAUUCAUUUCUUGAAAGUGACAACUAUCUCAUGGAUGAGCAAGAGGAUUUAUAAUUUACGAAAAUUUUUCACUAUACUAAUUUUAUUAUUAUUGUAAUUAUUAUAAUUAUCUACUGAUAUAAAACUACAAUAAUUUGUAAAUAAUUGGAAUAUUUUACUGUAAGUUUAAAAAUAAUUUGUACAUAUUAUAUAUAUUUAAAAUUUUAAAUGAAAACAUUUUAUUCAAAAAAAAAACUUUUAUAUUAAAACCACUCUAUUGAUUUUGAACUACUAAUUAUUAAGAAAUAAAAAAACACAAGG
Molecule: messenger RNA, 4622 nt
Organism: Leptopilina boulardi
Lineage: Eukaryota; Metazoa; Arthropoda; Insecta; Hymenoptera; Figitidae
Product: multiple epidermal growth factor-like domains protein 11
Exons: 17
Coding region: 249-4376 (1375 amino acids)
Source: RefSeq, a predicted model, not a curated record